Empidonax traillii (willow flycatcher) is the source of this 1866-nucleotide messenger RNA. RefSeq names its product G-patch domain containing 2 (gene GPATCH2). The transcript has 10 exons. Bases 262 to 1785 code for a protein of 507 amino acids. The record is from RefSeq and is a predicted model, not a curated record. Gene Ontology annotation, molecular function: nucleic acid binding. Lineage: Eukaryota; Metazoa; Chordata; Aves; Passeriformes; Tyrannidae.
UUCUGGGGGGAGACGCGGAGCCCCUGGGCAGCGGCCGGGAGAGGGCCGGGAAGAGGCGAGGUGGUCGCGCCCGGCUUCCUCCGGUGCCGCGGCCGCUUCCGGGCCCGCAUCAUGGGGGAGUGAGGAGCAGCGCCGGCCGCCCGUGCCCGCCCGCCCGGCCCGAGCCCGCCCGGCCCCGGCCCCUGCCCGCCUCCCCUCGGCACAGUCUCUGCGAAGCGGCGCCAGCCUCCCCGGGGAGCGGCCGGCCGAGGCGCCGGGUUCAUGUUCCGGGUGGCUGAACCUACCCCGACCCGAGCUCAGGCGGCGAGGAAGAGCUGGCAUUUCAGUAGGACUAUGGAGGAGCUGGUUCAUGAUCUGGUCUCAGCACUGGAAGAAAGUUCAGAACAAGCCAGAGGAGGUUUUGCUGAUACUGGAGAUCAUUCUAGAAGUGUGUCUUGUCUUCUAAAGCGACAGGCAAGGAAAAGGAGGGGACGAAAAAGGCGUUCAUUUACCACCCAUCAUCCCUGGGAGACUGGUCACUGCUUAAGUGAAGGUUCUGAUUCCAGUUUAGAGGAGUCAAACAAAGACUACCGGGAGAAUCAUGCUAAUAAGAAAGACCACAGUGACUCUGAUGACCAGCUGUUGGUUGCUAAACGUAGGCCUUCCUCAAACUUAAAUAACAUUAGAGGCAAAAGACCUCUGUGGCACGAACCAGAUUUGGCUGUUGACAGUUUGGGAAACAGAACUUUGCGCCGGAGAAGGAAGGUAAAACGGAUGGCAAUAGAUCUGCCGUCAGAAGUUUCUAAUGCACUGACAAUAACUCAGCAGCAGGAUAACAGCAGAGAUCAAGAAAUGGACAAUAACAAUAAAUCAUACCAGCACCAAGAGUUUUCCAAGAGCAAAGUGAAAAAGAGAAAAGUAUCUGCAGCUCGACAAGGACCAGAAAUCUUGGAUGAAGGAGUUGUUAUAGAAAAUGAAGAAGUGAACCAAGCAAAUAAGGACAAAAUGGAAUAUGAGGAGCAAAAAGGCUCGGAUGAGAAUAUGAGUGACAGUGAAUCCAGCAGUCUGAGCAGCAGUGAUGCUGGUUUGUUUACCAAUGAUGAGGGAAGACAAGGUGAUGAUGAGCAAAGUGAUUGGUUUCAUGAAAAUGAGCCUGGUGGAGCAUGUGGAAUUACAGGAGUCAUUCCAUGGUGGGAACAAGAAGAUUCCACAGAACUGGAAAGAGAAUUGCCUGAUCCAGUCUUUGAAAGUAUCUUAACUGGUACUUUCCCUCUUAUGUCACGUUCAGGGAGGAGAGGUUUCCAGAGCAGAUGUAGUCAUCUUCACGGAAUGCCAGCAAGAAACAUAAAAAAGGCUUCAGGAAACCAGAACACCCUGAUAACUCCAGGACCAGGCAGUAGCAGGAAAACGGUUCACUUGGCCCAGGAUUCUCUUCACCAUGAUCACUGGUUUAGCCCUGGGGCUAGGAAGGAACAUAGCCAGCUUCAACUCUUGCGAGACAACCGAUCGGAGAGAGGACACAAGAAGAACAGCUCUGUGAAAACAGCUAGCAGGCAAACCAGUGUACAUUUGGGGUCAUUGUGCAUGGGAGACAUCAAGCGGAGAAGGAAAGCUGCUCCCCUGCCAGGACCCACAGGGUUUGUAGGAGAAAACACCCAACCAAUCCCAGAAAACAACAUUGGGAACAGAAUGCUUCAGAGUAUGGGCUGGACCCCAGGCACGGGCCUUGGACCAGACGGCAAAGGGAUAGCAGAGCCCAUACGAGCCAUCCAGAGACCAAAAGGACUCGGACUUGGAUUCAGCUGACAGAAAUGCACUCUGGCUGCCCAAGAAAAAUAAAGCUCCAAAUUAUUUUAAAAAUACAAAAAAAAAAAAAAGAAAGAAAAA